Molecule: messenger RNA, 3300 nt
Organism: Schistocerca cancellata (South American locust)
Lineage: Eukaryota; Metazoa; Arthropoda; Insecta; Orthoptera; Acrididae
Product: sphingomyelin phosphodiesterase 4
Exons: 13
Coding region: 169-2484 (771 amino acids)
Biological process (GO): sphingomyelin catabolic process; glycerophospholipid catabolic process; ceramide biosynthetic process
Molecular function (GO): sphingomyelin phosphodiesterase D activity
Source: RefSeq, a predicted model, not a curated record
UUCCACUUGUACACAGUAGUGUUGUGGAGCGCGCCUAAUUUAAAUGUAAAGGCAUUUUAAUAGUGGUCUUGUGCACAUUGCUGCAUAAGAAAUCAAGCAUAUGUAUAUGUACCACUGCGCAUUUCUGGAAACUGUGAUCAAGUAAAUUGUGUCAUAAUUUGCGGGCGUAUGAUGGACAUUACUCGAGAAAACGGACGCCUUCAGACUGUCUUUGGACUGCCAUUGGAGCAGAGAUGCGAAGAACUAAUUAGAAUUAUGAACGAGUGUACUUUCAAAGAAAUGCAGAUCGUGUAUCCAUUGAUAUUGGAAAGUAUUUUUGGUUCAGCCGAUCAUUGUGGAUGGGGACUGCAUUCGAUUUAUAAGAAUCAAAGUCCGCAUGAGUAUGAGAUAAUUUACCACUUCCUUCGGCCUUAUGGGCCAUUGUUUCACAUGUGCUACAGACUCAUAAGUGACAACUACUUACGAUACGAUUUCCCAGUCGCGUGGUUGCCAGUAAGCUUACGGCAGAUCAUUGAGGAUGGUGGAGUGCCACAGUUGUAUGUUGGAAAAAUACAAAUAGAUCCAAAUACACGAACACGUGUAUCAGUCGUGUUGAAUCCAUUUGAACUCUACAUGACUCAUUUCGCUACACAUUUGGUAGACCCAUGGCUCCAGCUGCGGCGACCACCAGAAGCGAGUGAAGGCUUUUGGGAUUCUGUUUACAUUAUGUUAGCUGAAGAAUAUCUAUCACAUUUUCUGCCUUGUGCACCAGGUGCACAGGUGCGUCCACAUGUGCCAGGUCCUGCAUUGGCAGUACCGUUGGUGCGACAUACUCCAGUGAGACCAGCCGAUGUUCCAACCAUAUUUCGUCAGUCUGUGCUGAAUCAGACAAACACACCGACAUCAUUACAUACAUCAAGCGUCAUUCAGCAAAAUGACCCUGUUGAUAUAUGGAGAAGUGAGACAGUAGUCCAAAUCUUUGUUGAUAUUUGGCUUUCUGUUGGACAGACAGACUCACUUCAAAUGAGUCCCAUUAGGGAGCGAGGACUUGCCUUGGAUCACAUUAGAGUUGUUAGGAGUAUGAUAAAACACUUCCAUUAUUUUGCUAAUAGCUUUACUGCUGACAUGUCAACCAUGGAUGAAUUGAAAAGAGUAAUAUUGGGUGCAGUACAAGGGAAGAUAUUCCUGUUUCUGCAACACUGCAUGCAACACUGGCCACUCGAUGGUUCAUUUCGGUGGGUGCUCGAAUUGUGGCUCAGUUUCAUCCAGCCAUGGCGCUACACGGAACAACGCCAUAGGGGAGGCAUUGAGAGAGGGCCUCUUGUGACAUGUGAUAUCCGCAUAUGGAGUUACUUUGUGGCAGAAAAUUUGCCGGCCUACACAGCUAUCUUUCACCAACUGUUACCUCGUUUCUCUCGCCUUGAUUUGCCUCUUCCAAAAAAUUCUUACAUGCUUUAUAGGGUCACAAAGGUCUUCUCUCAGCCAGGCCUUUCACAAGUUCUCUCUGAAUUGGAAAAAUCAUUUGAUCCCUCAGCAGAUCGCUCAGGACCUGUACCAAAAAUUCCUAACAAGUGGCAAGGACUUAUCCAGCAUCAACAUCAACAGCCACUUACUGAAUUCGAAAACUAUCAACCACUUUUUUCAGAACCUGGGAUUUCUAAGGUUAAGGCAUUUGUCUUACUUGUGGGACAAAGCAUUGGAACAGCUAGACUCCUCGCAAAAGAAGCUGAAGAACACGCAUGUAAGAAUCUAGGCUUCUUGUCUAGUUUCCGUGAGUUCUUUUCUGGAUCUUCUGCUACAGCAGACAUUCCCCUGGAUGAGAGGAGAAAGGUUGUUGCUUAUUUGGACACAAGCUUACAUCUACUCUGCUCUACAUUUGAGAUUCCAAGGCCAGAUGUCCCAGACGUCAGCACAGUUACCCCAAUAUCGCCAAUUAUAACUCCUCAGGAUCCCCUUGUCAGUCCUUCCAUCCGUGACUGGAGACAGAGGCGCUUAAUAGAAUACCAAGGAGAUCCAGAACUGCAGCCAAUAAGAUCAUCAGAAAUUGCCUUUCUUGUGAAGAUUGGCUACCAAAUUUCUUCAAAGCUUAAUGAAAUGUAUGGAUCAGAGUUAGCAGAACUGUACCGGAGGCCUGGUGUUGUAGGCAGAGUGAUGCAGCGAGUACUGUUGCCACCUCAAACCAUUCACUCUUAUGAACGUAACACUUCUGGAUCUCGUCGGUUCCCUGUUCUUGUUACACAGCAGCUACCACCACGACUCAGUCUUCGACGCCUAGGAAGUCGAGAACUUGUGAUCUGGAUUUCUGUGGGUGCGCUAGCCUUCAGGUUACGUGGAUAUCAUCUGCUCACUUUUCCUGUUAUGGUGUUUAUCAUGUGGAUUUUACUGGUCCUACUGCGAGCAGCAUUAUCGUCUCCAACAGAAAACAGGAAUACAGUCAGCAAUAUCAGUCGCCAUUCACCAGAUUUGUUGAAUGCUCCUGAUGGAGCACCUGAUGUAUCCCCAUAACAUGGACACAAAAUUUUAAGUAUAUCUAGGAGCUGUUGCCCACAAAAAAAUCCAGAAGGCCAUUAAUGUUUUUGCAGACAAAAUAAACCAGGAAAUGGUGUCAAGUGCCAGAAGUCUUCAAACCUCUUCUUUAAUGUUACCAAGCAUGAUGUUCUUUUUUUGCGACAGAAAAGCUGGCCUCAUUUCCUUGUCACUGCUUCCUUGCUCAUCCUGCAAAACAAAACGAUAGUGUUGUAAUAUAAACAUUAUUUUUUGAGGCCCUCGCCUAAACAUAUUAUUUUUAAGAUUUCAUUCAGCUGUGCACAAAGUAACAGUUUUGGAGUUAAGGUACAUCCAUUGAUUAUGUUGCUUCAUAUAAGAAUAACAAUAUUCUUUUUACUUUUUAAAAUGUAUUAGUUAUUUUUUAUCCCAAAUAUGAUUGCAAAAUGAUGUAAUAAUAGAAUUGUGUAUGUAAAAGAUCUGUGAUGAUGACUGACGUAAUAUAUGUCUAGGGCUGUAAGCAAGCUUAAAUGACACUGGGAAGGUGACUAUUGGCCUUUGAAUUUCCAUUAUUUAUUGUUUAUAAGAACCAAUUUUACCAUUUACUACUUGUACAACAAGUCAGUUUGUUUUGUUGUGUACUGCAUUAUGUUUAUACAUUACAUAAAUUUCUGGUCCUAUGUUUUGUGCUUUUACAGAUAUGUAAUUUAUUUUUGAUACAUAAAUUUUAAUGUUGUGUAAGUCAAUGAAGAGCACAUUUGUGAACAUUUUAUACAAGUGACUACAUUGUGAACCAUUUGCUAGCCAAAGAAAUUUUUAUAAAGCAGUGAAUGAUAU